Nothobranchius furzeri (turquoise killifish) is the source of this 1434-nucleotide messenger RNA. RefSeq names its product von Hippel-Lindau binding protein 1 (gene vbp1). Lineage: Eukaryota; Metazoa; Chordata; Actinopteri; Cyprinodontiformes; Nothobranchiidae. Gene Ontology annotation, biological process: microtubule-based process; tubulin complex assembly; protein folding. The record is from RefSeq and is a predicted model, not a curated record. Gene Ontology annotation, cellular component: prefoldin complex; cytoplasm. Gene Ontology annotation, molecular function: tubulin binding.
CGUCAGGACGAAAGAAGCCUCUCCAACAUGACGGCGACCAUAGACAACAGCAAUGCUUCACAGGCGAACAAAAAAAAGCACCUCGGUAUCCCCGAAGCAGUGUUUGUGGUGCGUAUAACCAGACGCUUCUGACGGUGUUACAUGUUUGUAACGGAUGUAAUGUAUAUUUGGUGUGACCGGUUUGUCAGCGGCGCAAUUCUGACUCAGCUAGGAGGCUAAGUUAGCAGGAGGAUGUCGACUCUUUUAUGAAGCUGCCUGGCAACGAGACGGCAGACUCUGCUCUGAGGAAGCUGGAUGAGCAGUACCAGAAAUAUAAGUACAUGGAGCUCAACCUGUCCCAGAAGAAACUCCGGUUGAAAAACCAGAUUCCACAGAUCACACAGACGCUAGAAAUCCUACGACACAUGCAGAAGAAAAAGGAAACUACGGAGCGAAUGGAAACACACUUCCUCCUAGCUGACAACGUUUACUGUAAGGCCUCGGUGCCGCCCACUGACAAAGUUUCUUUAUGGUUAGGGGCUAACGUCAUGUUGGAGUACGACAUCAACGAAGCCCAGGCCCUCCUGGAGAAGAACUUGUCCACAGCAUCUCGUAACCUGGAGACCCUCGAGGAAGAUCUGGAUUUCCUGCGAGACCAGUUCACCACCACUGAAGUCAACAUGGCACGGGUCUACAACUGGGACGUGAAGAGGAGGAGCAAAGAAAACCUCCUGAAGUCUGCAGACAAGUCUUAAUCUAACAGGACUGCCCCCCUCUGCUAACGUCCUUUCUCAUCAUUAAAACUAGAAACCAUCCCUAAGUGUGUUCGCCCCAGAGCUCAGCUCAACGAGGACACGUCUGAAACAGUUCUGCUCAUUUUGAAUGUUCAAACUUUUAGAUUUUUCUGUUUUAGCGUCAAACAAAGUUAGACAUCAAGUCCAUGUCACAGUUCAGUCUAGAUUUUCAACAUCUCCUCCAUUGAGCUGAGCUCAGACUUCCACCACUACUGUUUUCUGUUGAUUUGUUACUUUUAAACUAUUUUUUCAAGUAAAAACUAACAAACAAAAAAAAUCAGCAAGGUAGUUUUGUAUUUUUUUAAUGAUUCAGGUUUUUAUUUUUGAUUAUGAAUGAGGGUUCUUUUGCAUCUUUUCCUUCCUGCUGUUUCCGGUUCUUCUUUGUCUCACACAGCAACACUUAGACGACGGUGUUAUGGAAAGCAAACAGUUGACAGUAGUGUGAUGGUUGUCAACACAGAAUAAACUAGUUUUGGCUUGUGGCUUUUCUUUGUCACUUUCUGAGACUUGCUGGGGUUUCACAUGAUCAACAGUGGUCCUUCAGAGCUGCUGCUUCUCCGUCCUUUAGCCUUCUACACUUCACCACAUCUUUCUCUUCUGUCUGUAUUUAUUUGUCUUUAUUCAUUAAAGAGUGAAGUUAAAAAAGGAACUUCUAGAUGAA